This is a messenger RNA of Durusdinium trenchii, 784 nucleotides long. The record is from the annotation of a GenBank genome assembly. Lineage: Eukaryota; Dinophyceae; Suessiales; Symbiodiniaceae.
ACCGCUGCUCCUGCCAUUGGGCGCCAUGGCAAGUGCAAUUGCUGCAUCUUUGUCCAGGAUCGCAGGAGCUGAGGAGGAUGGGGAAGCACGAAUGCCCUUGAGUGCGCUCUUCAAAGAAGCUCAACUACGCCCUUUGGACGAGCUUGUGGAGCAGAUCCGUCCAAUGGUCUCCAGUGACCUGGAUGUGUCCGUCCGCAUGGCACGACGCAAGGCCGAAGAGCUUCAAGAGGAGUUUCCCAACUUGACGGAGGAUGAGCGUGCGAUGCUCACACUUUACACUAUAGAGAUGUUUCCCAAGGAACGUUCUUUGUACUUUGUGAUGAACCAAGCCCUCAGGGCACUGGAUCGAAAAGCCGUGCAGCCAUGGCGUGAUAUGAUUUGGUUGCUACUCACUGCCAUGAGAAAGCUCCCCAGAGUGGAGGAGAGAAUUGUCCAGAGAGGAGUGAUCGUCCACAGCAGCAAACUAGGAAAGCAAGCGAAGACAGGAAAACAGUUCCUUUGGGCAGGCUUCAGCAGCACUACAACACACGUGGAGUCAUUGCAGUCUUUCCUUGGCCAAGACGGCGAUCGGACCAAGUGGCUUCUACAACUGCGGCCCAACGUCCAUGGCGUGAGCCUCCAGCCAUUUUCGCUGCACCCGGGCGAGAACGAGAUUUUGCUCCCACCCAACAUGGAGUUCCGAGUGAUGUCGGUCAUUGAUUUGGGGCAUGGGCUGACUGAAGUGCAGUGUGAGCAAAUCGAAGAGCUGGACCCGCUCAUGGACUUUUCCGAGGCUGGAAGAUAA